AAGCCUUAUGAGAUAUACACGCCUUCAUCAUAGAAUCUUAAAACCUGAAACAAACAAACCCAAAAAUCUCUAUGCAUUCAACAUAACAGAAAACAACCCAUUUUCUCUCUUCCUUCUCUGAUUUUGCUUGUUUUAUGAAAAGAAAUCAAAUGGGAGAUCAUUAUGAGAAGAAAGCAGUAGGUGGAGGAGGGUGGGAACAAACAACACCCAGAAGGAAUAACUCAUCUUACUUCAAUAUUGGUGGUAUUAGAAAUCUAAUAACAUGGUUUUUCAUUGUCUGUUCAUUGAUUUAUAUUCUUUAUUCAUCUAAUCUUCUUCUUACUAAUGAGCAACAAGGUUGUGUUUACACAACUAGCACCAUCUCAUCAUCAACUGAUGUCGCAGCAGCAGUUGUUGAUGAUGACCCAACAACAACAACCCUUUCUUCUGCUUUCACCAACUCAUCUUCCGAUUCUCUUGUAUCUCUCAAGCAAGAUGUAGAAGAAGAAGAUGGAGAUAAAACUCGGUUAAUGCAGACCAGUAUAACUCGUUUUGAUGACACACAGCUAAAACAUGUAUUCUUUUGUAUUGCUGCAUCAUCAAAGUUAUGGGAACAAAGAAAAGAAUAUAUAAAACAGUGGUGGAGGCCUAGAGUUACAAGAGGAAUUGUUUGGUUAGAUAAAAGAGUUAGAACUAGAAGAAAUGAGAAUUUACCAGAGAUUCGUAUAUCUGGAGACACGAGGCGAUUUCAUUACUCGAACAGGCAAGGUUCAAGAUCAGCUCUGAGGAUAUCAAGAGUUGUUUCAGAGACACUGAGGUUAGGUUUGAAAGAUGUAAGAUGGUUUGUGAUGGGAGAUGAUGAUACUGUCUUUUUUGUAGACAAUGUAGUCAGAGUGCUUUCGAAAUAUGAUCAUAGGCAGUAUUACUACAUUGGGAGUUCUUCUGAAAGCCAUGUUCAGAAUAUUUUCUUUUCGUAUUCAAUGGCUUAUGGUGGAGGUGGGUUUGCUAUUAGUUAUCCUUUAGCAGUUGCGUUAGAGAAGAUACAGGAUCGGUGUAUGAACCGGUAUCCUGGGUUGUAUGGUAGUGAUGACAGGAUCCAGGCUUGCAUGGCUGAGCUCGGCGUACCCCUCACCAAAGAGACCGGCUUUCAUCAGUAUGAUGUGUAUGGAGACCUAUUGGGUUUAUUGGCUGCUCAUCCUGUUGCUCCACUUGUUUCGCUGCACCAUCUAGAUGUGGUUGAUCCUAUAUUCCCUAAAAUGAAAAGAGCUAAAGCUGUAGAACAUCUUUUUGAAGGCACGCAGUUUGAUUCAUCGAGUAUAAUGCAACAAUCAAUCUGUUACUCCAAGAAACACGCAUGGUCGAUUUCAGUUUCUUGGGGAUAUGUUGUUCAGAUAUUAAGAGGUGUAAUGUCACCAAGAGAACUCGAAAUGCCAACAAGAACGUUUCUGAAUUGGUACAAAAGAGCUGAUUACACUGCAUAUGCAUUCAAUACUAGACCUGUAACUAAACAUCCAUGUCAGAAACCUUUCAUUUACUAUAUGAGUACUGUUCGAUACGACAGAGCUAAGAAACAAACUAUUAGUGUUUACAUUCGUAGAAAAGAACCACACCCGUAUUGCAGGUGGAAAAUGGAGUCUCCAGAGAAAAUCGAAUCAAUUGUUGUCAUUAAAAAGCCAGAUCCACUUCGUUGGCGCAGAGUAAGCUUCUUCUGUAUAGACACCUGCAUCCAUCUCUACUGUCAUUGCUGUUUGUUAACUUUGAUUUUGAUUUGCAUUCUGUUGUUUCUGCUGCAGUCGCCGAGAAGAGAUUGCUGUAGAGUUCUGCCUAUGAGUAAAAAUAAGAGCUCGACAAUGUACAUAGCUGUGGAGCAAUGCCGGCCAGGAGAGAUUAGUGAUUUUUAGCGAAGGAAAAACAGGAACAGAUUUUUGAAACACUGAACUAUGUUAACUGAAUCCAAAUCGAAAACUCGGGUUUGUUUACAUUGAUAUUGUCAGAAAACCCAAUUGUCAGAUUUGGAAAAAAGGUUCUCAGAGCACAAUGAAAUGUUCGAUUUAACACUACUGUUUCAUUACUAACACAAUGCUGAAAUUUCAAUUCUGAAUGAAUAGCAAUUCAAAGAAACAAACAGAUU
Papaver somniferum (opium poppy) is the source of this 2110-nucleotide messenger RNA. RefSeq lists its product as uncharacterized. The transcript is spliced from 2 exons. Lineage: Eukaryota; Viridiplantae; Streptophyta; Magnoliopsida; Ranunculales; Papaveraceae. The record is from RefSeq and is a predicted model, not a curated record. Gene Ontology annotation, molecular function: acetylglucosaminyltransferase activity. Bases 135 to 1880 code for a protein of 581 amino acids.